This is a messenger RNA of Hibiscus syriacus, 1953 nucleotides long. Its product is annotated as LEAF RUST 10 DISEASE-RESISTANCE LOCUS RECEPTOR-LIKE PROTEIN KINASE-like 2.4. Lineage: Eukaryota; Viridiplantae; Streptophyta; Magnoliopsida; Malvales; Malvaceae. Gene Ontology annotation, biological process: protein phosphorylation. The coding region runs from base 1 to 1863 and encodes 620 amino acids. The record is from RefSeq and is a predicted model, not a curated record. The transcript has 3 exons. Gene Ontology annotation, molecular function: ATP binding; polysaccharide binding; protein kinase activity.
AUGUUUGGGCUUCCCCUUUCACUAAGCCAUCAUGAAUUGUAUGAGAACUGUCGCGAUGCAUUGUUCAAAUGCGGAAAUAUCUCCGCCGGAUUUCCUUUCUUCGGAGGUCUUCGAGUGCCGGAUUGCGGACGACGUGUUCUCGAACUUCACUGUGACAAUAAUAAUAAAACAACGAUCGUGAUCGCCGAUAUAAAAUAUCAGGUUCUGGCCAUCAAUCGGGAUCUUCAUAUUCUAACGAUUGCGAGGGAAGAUCUCGUCAACGACGGCCUUUGUAACCCUCUAAUUCCGAUUCGAAACUCAGUCUUCGAUUUCGAGUUGUUUUCACCUGGUCCUGAUUAUACCGAUGUUACUUUGUUUUACGACUGCCCAUCUUCCGUCUCGUUACGGAGUCUUGGAUUAUUCUCUUGCGAUAACGUCAGUUCAACUUACAGUAACGUUUCCGUUGGGAUACCGGGGAACAGCCGACCGGCGAGAUGUUCGGCUAAUGUUACUGUUCCGAUUCUUAAAACUGCAAUGGAAGGAGGGCUGAAUUCUUCCUCGGGAUUGGAAGGAGCCUUGAGAAGAGGAGUGGAGGUAGAGUGGAAGGACAGCGGAGAAUGUGGGAAGUGUAAUGAUUCCGGCGGAGCCUGCGGUUUCUUUGGCGGAGAGAAUCAAACUAUAUUCUGCCACUGCCCAUUCAUGUUUGAGAAUUUGCCCGAUGACCGACACUGCCGACGCGUUGUUUCCUCAUCGUCUUCUGGAAUCAAUGACCGAGGAUCCAAGUCCAAAUCGAAGCCGAAUAUAAGAUUUAUAGGAUUGACAGUUGCUGUAACGGUCUCAAUUGUAUCGGUUACUGCUGUAUGCUUCAUUGUUCUAAGGCUCAAGGGGAAAUCCUUAUCAAAUCAUCUAUGCCAUGGAAAGAAGGACGACAAUGCCAGGAUUGAGGAAUUCAUCACAAUGUUCGGUUCUCUAGCUCCCCAUCGAUAUUCUUACGGUGACAUUAAGAAAAUGACAAACAGGUUUCGAGAUAAAUUAGGUGGCGGAGGAUACGGCAGUGUGUACAAAGGGACGUUGUCGGACGGCUGUCUCGUGGCGGUUAAAAUAUUGAACGAAUCCAAGGAAAACGGAGAGGAAUUCAUGAACGAAGUAGCUAGCAUUGGCAGAACUUCCCAUGUCAAUAUAGUAACGCUUCUUGGUUUCUGUUUCGAGAGAUCAAAGAGAGCUCUGGUCUAUGAAUUCAUGCCCAACGGAUCAUUAGAUAGGUUCAUUUAUCACAAAGGAUCGUGUGAUCGGAGUCGUCGACUCGGGUGGAAAACUCUGUACGACAUCGCGCUCGGCAUUGCUCGAGGACUCGAAUACUUGCACCGAGGCUGCAACACGAGGAUCCUGCACUUUGACAUAAAGCCUCACAAUAUCCUCUUAGAUGCCAACUUCUGUCCCAAGAUCUCCGAUUUCGGUCUGUCUAAAUUAUGUGAAAGAAAGGAGAGUGUUAUCACAAAUACAGGUACAAGAGGGACCGUGGGAUACAUAGCUCCGGAAGUGUUUUGUCGGAACUUCGGCGGAGUUUCUCAUAAAUCAGAUGUCUAUAGCUAUGGGAUGCUGCUGCUUGAAAUGACUGGAGGAAGAAGAAAUGUUGAUGUUGAAGGUUGCGAAAGUAGUGAAAGGGAUUUUCCCUUGUGGAUUUAUAACAAUUUUGAUAGGUCAAUGAAUUUGAAUCUUAAUGGAGGGAUAGCGGAUGAGGAAGAAGAAAUAACAAGGAAAUUAGUCACGGUGAGCCUUUGGUGCACUCAAACCAAUCCAUUAGAUCGACCAUCAAUGACUAAAGUGUUGGAAAUGUUGCAAGGGAACCCUGGUUCAUUACUACUUCCUCCACGACCCACUUAAAUUUCGACGUUACCAUAGAGAUUGACGAAUUCCUAAAGAACCGGCGUACUCGGGCCUAAUACGUUGCCGUAUUCUUGCAAAUUUUUGUCU